Messenger RNA from Sphaeroforma arctica JP610, 1407 nucleotides. RefSeq lists its product as hypothetical. NCBI's taxonomy places the organism in Eukaryota, Ichthyosporea, Ichthyophonida. The transcript has 4 exons. Gene Ontology annotation, molecular function: transmembrane protein transporter activity. Gene Ontology annotation, cellular component: TIM23 mitochondrial import inner membrane translocase complex; mitochondrial inner membrane. The coding region runs from base 236 to 814 and encodes 192 amino acids. The record is from RefSeq and is a predicted model, not a curated record. Gene Ontology annotation, biological process: protein import into mitochondrial matrix.
AAUUCGUCGAAUAUAUGACUGAACCCCUUUUCCUGCUUGGAUAGGCAUGCAUUUAUUUGAAAGACAUAUAUUUACACGACUUCCACAUAGUCAGGGCACAUAUACGCAUAGCGACCCUAUACCCCACACAUAUAUACAUACAUAUAUAUAUAUAUAUAUGUAAUAUAUAUAUAAAUACAUAUCCUUAAUUAUACACAUACAUAGUAUUUGUACAUAAACAACACACAAAUAUACAAUGGAGGAAGGAUACCGUGACCCCUGUCCCUACCGAAUCAUCGAUGAUUUCGGUGGAGCUUUCGCCAUGGGCGCUAUUGGUGGAGCUCUGUGGCAUGCGGGUAAGGGGUUCAAGAACGCACCUCCCGGCAUACGCUUCAGAAGCAGUCUGUCGGCCAUCAAAGCCAGAGCUCCAGUGAUGGGUGGCAAUUUUGCUGCGUGGGGAGGCAUGUUCUCAACCUUCGACUGCACACUCGUAUAUCUCAGACAGAAGGAAGACCCCUGGAACGCCAUUGCCAGUGGAGCUCUGACAGGUGGCGUGUUAGCCGCCCGGGGUGGACUCUCCGUGGCCAGUCGAUCGGCGUUCUUCGGUGGUGUGAUGCUGGCGCUCAUUGAGGGUCUGAGUAUAGCUAUUAACCACGGCAUUGCAUCGUCCUCCCGUCCCCAACUGGACCACGUGCCCGAUGCACCCAUCCCCCCGCCCAUGACUAUGGCCGCGCCCCCUCCCCAGCGGAGUCAGGCCGCGAACGACUACGGUCAGAAUAUGGGUGGCUUCAGCGGAGCCCCCGCCCAGCACGACGAAGAGCUGUUAACGACGUAGAUGAUAUAAAUAACUUGUAAAUAAUUGUAUAUCUAAUUGUGUAUAUACCCCGGUGGGAGUGUCAAUGUGACACGACACAGCAUAUUCGAUACUCCCUGUGUUAAACGAAACGACUAGUAUAUGGUGGUGUCAAGGCACAACGCGCUCCACCCGUGAUACGUUCAUAUACAAGGCACAUGUAUUAUACUUGCGUGCAGGUACAUGUAUGUGAGUGUACACGCAAGUACAUGCAUGUGAGUGUACGUGCCAGGCGAUUCAAAGCUUGUUAGAAGAUGUCGCGAAUGGAGGAGGGCUCGAUUCCCGGCGGCUUGAGCGGGUAUCUCGGUUGAGCUACCCGGUAGGCUUCGUGUACAUAGAGACUGCGUGCUAAGAUUAGUUCACAAAUUUAGGCGGUAAUCAUCUCGCGAGCGUGGUUACGUGUGGGGAUUGGUACUGCAACAAGCAUGCACUUCAUCUGUGUAUACGGACACAUACAUUGCGUGUGUGUGCGUGUGCGUGUGCAUAUGCACAUGUAGAUAUGUAUAUCGGUUGUAGAGCAGUUGUGCAAGUAUAUCUAAUAAAACUGAAAUGCUGCAGAAGCGGCUCAUCUUUGG